Messenger RNA from Triticum aestivum (bread wheat), 1001 nucleotides. Its product is annotated as probable glutathione S-transferase GSTU6. Gene Ontology annotation, cellular component: cytoplasm. Gene Ontology annotation, molecular function: glutathione transferase activity. NCBI's taxonomy places the organism in Eukaryota, Viridiplantae, Streptophyta, Magnoliopsida, Poales, Poaceae. The transcript is spliced from 2 exons. Bases 64 to 810 code for a protein of 248 amino acids. The record is from RefSeq and is a predicted model, not a curated record. Gene Ontology annotation, biological process: glutathione metabolic process.
UGCAGUGCCAUAUCGUAUACAUACUACACUUAAUCAACACGUAGCUACAGAGAUCCUUCAACGAUGAUGAUGGCAAGCGCUCAAGAGCAAGGGCUGAAGCUGCUGGGGGCAGCGUCCGGGGUGAGCCCGUACGUGAUCCGCGCCCAGAUGGCGCUCGGCAUCAAGGGGCUGACCUACGACUACCUCCCCGAGGACCCCCGGUGCAAGAGCGACCUGCUCCUUGCGUCCAAUCCCGUGCACAAGAAGCUGCCUGUCCUCAUCCAUGGCAGUAGGCCCGUCUGCGAGUCGCUGAUCAUCUUGGAGUACCUUGACGACGCCUUCCCCGGAAAUGGCGUCUUCAUCCUCCCUACUGACCCCUACCACCGUGUUGUCGCCCGUUUCUGGGCUACCUAUGUGGACAACAAGCUGUUCCCUUCGUGCAUCGGCAUCCUCAAGACGAGGAAGCCGCAGGAAAGAGCCGACAAGGUGGAGGAGACCUUGUCGUCGCUCGGGCUCCUAGAGGCUGCCCUGGCGGAAUGCUCAAUUGAAGGGGAGGCGGAGGCGUUGUUCUUUGGCGGUGGCUCUCUCGGGCUGCUCGACAUCGCGCUUGGGUGCUAUCUUCCCUGGAUCGAAGCGAUAGGCUGCCUUGCCAGCAUGCCGCCGUUCCUCGACGCAACGAGGACACCGAAGCUGGCCGCGUGGGCGGAGCGGUUCAGGGCCGCCGAGCCAAUCUGGGGGCUGCUGCCUGAGGCGGACAAGGUGGAGAAGUACAUCUCAACAGUUCUUUAUCCAAAGUGGAAGGCCGCGCUCACUGCGCCGGAAACUAAUUAGAGAUCAUGCCAUCUCGUUCCAUCGCUUUUGCUACACUCGCCUUCAGAUUGAGUUGAUGUUUUCCAGAGGUGUUGUGCUCGUUGAACUGUUGUUACUUGGUUGUUAGGGUCUGAUCGUCAUGGAUGGUGCGCACGCGUGAACUGUCUUCGAUCUGAGUUUGUUGUUUUGGGAAUAAAUUAAAGCUUCCUCAA